UCUAUUUUAUAUCAGUUUUGUUGUGGAAGAAUGGCUCCUACUCAACCUUGCAUGUUUAUUAGAGAAGGAAGAUUUCUUAUGGAAUGGGACAAGCUUAGUAUAUCGAAUGGUGGCGCUAAUGCUGAUCAAGAUUUAGGUGUCAAUGCUAAUGAACAAGAUUUAGGCACUAAUAAUAUGAGAUUGGACGAGCUUAUUUGCUGGAAUGAUCUUCAUCUUCUCUCUCGAGGCGAUACUGAACAGGCUCCUAAUGAUCAAGAUAAUGGAGAAAAUGCUGAUCAAGAUGGAGAUGCUAAUGAACAGGUUCCUAAUGAUCAAGAUUUAGGCGCUAACGAGCAAGAUGGAGAUGCUAAUGAACAGGAUUUAGGCGUUAAUGAGCAAAAUUCUGAUGAAGAUGGAGAUGGAGAUGGUAAUGAACAGGUUCCUAAUGAAGAAGAUUCAGGGACGCUACUGAUCAAGAUAAAGAAAGAAAUGAUCAAGAUGAAGGCUCAAUUGAUCAAGAUGGAGAGACAACUGAUCAAUAUGCUGGAAGAACUGAUGAAGAGGCCGCUACUGAUCGAGAUUGUACUGCUCGAGACACUACUGAUGGUGAUGGAUACAAUUGAUGAAGAUGGAGAAACAACUGAUCAAGAUGGAGAUGCUAAUGAACAAGAUUCAGGCGCUAAUCCUGAACAAGAUGGAGAUAGUAAUGAACAAGAUUCAGGCGCUAAUCCUGAACAAGAUGGAGAUAGUAAUGAACAAGACUUAGGACCGCUGCUGAUCGAGGUGAAGGAAAAACUGAUCAAGAUGAAGGCACAACUGAUCAAGACAGAGAGACAAGUGAUCAAGAUAAAGACAAGUGAUGAAGAUGGAAACACAACUGAUCAAGAUGGGGAUGCUAAUGAACAAACUUUAGGCGAUAAUGAGCAAAAUCCUGAUCAAGAUGGGGAUGCUAAUGAACAAACUUUAGGCGAUAAUGAGCAAAAUCCUGAUCAAGAUGGAUAUGGUAAUGAACAAGAUUCAAAAACGCUAAUGAUCAAGAUGAAGACAGAACUGAUCAAGACGAAGGCAGAGCUGAUUAAGAUGGAGAGACAACUGAUAAAGAUGAAGGAAGAACUGAUCAAGAGGCUAAUGGUAGAGGCGGUACUGAUCAAGAAGCUACUCAUCAAGAUGGAGACAACUCAUCAAGAUGGAGACAUAAGUGAUCAAUCAACUGAAUGAUGAAAUGAAGAGAUUGAUAUUCUGCUUAUACAAAAUACAAUAAUUCACAAUUGUGUGAAAUUCUGUUUUCCAUUUCUGUUUUGAGAUUGUACUAAGUAUGGUAUUACUUCA
Solanum pennellii is the source of this 1308-nucleotide messenger RNA. RefSeq lists its product as uncharacterized. The transcript is spliced from 3 exons. Bases 31 to 1197 code for a protein of 388 amino acids. The record is from RefSeq and is a predicted model, not a curated record. Lineage: Eukaryota; Viridiplantae; Streptophyta; Magnoliopsida; Solanales; Solanaceae.